GUCAGCACGGCCAACGGCAUCAAGGUCGCAGCGGUGUCUGGGAACUCCGACUCGGCUCUGGCUUCGGUGUCUCUGGUAAUCAACGCAGGCUCGCGGUUCGAGACGUCCGAGUCGGCGGGCGCAGCCCACUACCUGAAGGCAUUCGGAUUCCGCAACACGCAGACUCGCACAUCAUUCCGCACCGUGCGCGAGGCCGAGCUCAACGGCGCCACGCUGACAGCCGAGACCACGCGCGAGAACAUCACGUACACCGUGCAGUGCUUCAAGGAGGCUGUGCCUUACUUUGUUGAGGUUCUGGGCGAUAUUGCUGCGGCGACAAAGUUUGCCGAGCAUGAGUUCAAGGAUGUCGCGCAGCUUGUUAGCUUUGAGUCGCUGAGCGCUCGCUCCGACCCAAUGUCGCGUGCUCUCGAUGGCGUUCACCAGGCGGCGUUCCGCAGCGGUCUGGGUAACUCGCUCUACGCCCUUGAGUCGUCGCCCGUUAGCUCGGGUGAUGCCGUGCGUCAGUAUGCUCAGUCCGCCCUGGCCCCUGGCCGCAUUGCCAUUGUUGCCACUGGCGUCGAUGCCCAGGAGCUGGCCAACCUUGUCUCUUCGUCGCGUCUCUCGUCGCUGGUCACUCCCGCGUCGGCGCUCUCGAGCCCAGCUGCCAGCUUCACCGGUGGUGUGCAGCAGAUCUACGACUCGGCCUCCCCCGUCUCGCACUAUGCCCUGGCCUUCGCCAGCGAGCCCGCCUCGGCACAGUCGCUGGCUGCGCUCCUGGGUGCCCAGAGCCGCAUCAAGUGGACCAGCGGUGUCCUGCCCCUGGCCAAGCUUGCCGCCACCGAUGGUUUUGGCAUUGCUCCCUUCUCGUUUGCUUACUCUGACGCCGGUCUUGUCGGUGUCGUUGUCUCUGCGCCCAACACGCGUAUCAAGGCUGCCGUUGAAAAGGUCGCUGCUACGAUCCAGCGCGAGAUCGUCUCUGCCAGCGGCGAGGCCAUCCAGCGUGCUGCCGCUGCCGCGCGCGUGGAUGUUGCUGAGUCAUUGGCCACGCAGCAGGGUCAGAUCCGUGCCCUCAGCAACAUUGCCCUGGGCCAGACCGCUGCCACCCUUGAGUCUGUUGAUGAUGCCGCCACUAAGCUGUCCAGCGCUGCCGCUCGGGUGUUCAAGUCCAAGCCUGUUGCCGUGUCCAUCGGUCUGUCGCAGAACACUCCCUACGUCGAUACCCUU
Molecule: messenger RNA, 1203 nt
Organism: Kickxella alabastrina
Lineage: Eukaryota; Fungi; Kickxellomycota; Kickxellomycetes; Kickxellales; Kickxellaceae
Product: Metalloenzyme, LuxS/M16 peptidase-like protein
Exons: 1
Cellular component (GO): mitochondrion
Molecular function (GO): metal ion binding
Source: RefSeq, a predicted model, not a curated record